This is a messenger RNA of Lytechinus variegatus (green sea urchin), 2214 nucleotides long. RefSeq names its product conserved oligomeric Golgi complex subunit 6-like. The transcript is spliced from 19 exons. NCBI's taxonomy places the organism in Eukaryota, Metazoa, Echinodermata, Echinoidea, Temnopleuroida, Toxopneustidae. Bases 60 to 2000 code for a protein of 646 amino acids. The record is from RefSeq and is a predicted model, not a curated record. Gene Ontology annotation, cellular component: COG complex. Gene Ontology annotation, biological process: intra-Golgi vesicle-mediated transport.
UACCAGAAAGGGGCGAAAGAAGUAGAAAAGUCGUUCUCCGGCUUUAGUUAAGUACAAAUAUGUCUGGAAAAUCGACAUCAGCUGUCACAGAAGGAGGUGGUGUGGAUACCUCACAAGGAACAAGUAACCCACUAUCCCGAAAACUCAACAAAAUCCUUGAAACAAGGCUUGAAAAUGACAAGGAUGCACUCGAGGCUCUGAAGGCCCUUUCAGCUUUCUUCACAGACAACAACCUUCGCAGUCGCAGGAAUUUAAGGGGAGACAUAGAACGAAGGAGUUUGGCCAUCAGUGAGCAGUUUGCUGAUGCCUUCAGUGUGGUUACUGAUCAACUGGAUAGCAUUAAUCAAGAUGUAGAAGCUAUGAACAACAGCUGUCAAGAUAUGACAAAGAGACUGCAGCUUGCCAGAGACCAAACAUCUGAUCUGAUAAACAAAACUACGGAACUUCAAAAAGAAGGGCAGAGGUUGGAUAUGAGAGCCCGCGUGGCUGAUGCCUUCUUAGCUAAAUACCAGCUGAAACCAGAAGAAGCAAGAGUGUUACGGGGAACGAGAGAUGGACAAUUACAAGAGGACUUCUUCAAUUCUCUGACGAGAAUCAAACAGAUUCACAAUGAUUGCAAGGUAUUACUGAGAACCAAUCAGCAGACAGCGGGAUUGGAAAUCAUGGAAUCUAUGGCUUUGCACCAAGAGACAGCAUAUGAGAGACUCUACAGAUGGACACAAGGUGAAUGUCGAAGCAUGACGGGAGAUUCCUUUGAGGUGACUUUACUUCAUUGUAAGGCGAUGGAAGCUCUUCAAGACAGACCUGUCCUCUUCAGGUAUGCUCUAGAUGAGUUUGGCACAGCGAGAAGAACGGCUAUGGUGAGAGGAUUUAUUGAUGCUUUGACUAGAGGAGGCCCUGGAGGUACCCCUCGACCAAUAGAGCUUCAUUCCCAUGAUCCAAUGCGUUACGUUGGCGAUAUGUUGGCAUGGCUACACCAAGCAUCGGCAUCAGAGAAAGAACAUCUUGAAGCUUUAUUGAGGCUCGCAUCAGCACAAUCACGAGAAGAAGAAAUUCAAGAGAUUCUAAGCCACAUUACAGAGGGUAUCUGCAGACCAUUCAAGGUUCGUGUUGAACAGGUGAUUGUAGCUGAGCCCGGACCAGUGCUGCUUUAUAAACUCACUAAUCUACAUAAAUUCUACAGAUACACGAUUGGUCAACUGCUGAGCAAGGAAGCUUCCCUGUUGGCCACCCUGGAGGAAAUGGAGGAGUUUGCGCAGAAGGUAUUCUUCAACGCCUUGAAUGUCAUGUCAUCAAAACUAGUUGAUAAGGUGGAACUACCGCCAGCUGAUCUUGGUCCCACAGGGUCAUUGACCCAUACUCUGAGUCUGCUACGAGAGAUACUCACUUCCCAUGAUUCAUCAGUUGUUUCCAUGGAUACAAGACAGUCUGACUUUGCCAAGAUCCUUGGGUGUGUGUUGGAUCCCCUCCUUCAGAUGUGUUCUCUGUCAGCCAGUAAGCUGAACCCAUCGGACAUGGCUGCGUAUAUGAUCAACUGUCUGUACGCGAUGCAGACGACGCUAUCACUGUAUGAGUAUACGGACCAGAGACUGGAGAUGCUUGAAGCUCAAGUUGAUGCUCAUGUAGACACACUAGUCAACGAGCAGGCAUCUUUUGUUUUAACACGAGUUGGUCUGAUCCAGAUCUACAGUAUUGCACAGCAGCAUGUUACCACAGAGGGUCCAUUGUCAUCUGUUCAUGGAAUGGAUUCAAGUUCAGUCAGGGAUGGCAUUAAUCGUUUUGAUUCUUACCUUGGUUCGCCCGAUAGCUUCACAUUACCACAGACCAAGCUACUGCAUAGUACAACAGUCAGGGAGAAGAUACAGAAGCGAUCCAUAGCUCUAAUCUGCAGUGCAUAUGAGCUUCUGUAUACAGCCAUCAAUCAUCCUGCUAAUAAUUAUACAGAACCUGGAUCAAUUGCCAAGAGAACACCGGAUCAGAUCAAAUCUUUGGUUUCUUAAAUGAUCACCAGAGGAGGGGGGGGGGGAUUUCACAAAGAUAAAGUGUGACUAAGUUGACUAAUGGGGUGUUGCAAGAAACUUGCAAUCAAUUGCAAGUCAUUUUUUGGUCCCUAAAACAAUCAUAUGUCUUGUAGUUGCAUGCAAAUUAGUGAUUGAUUGCUAAGUUGCUCCUUGAAACAAGAAGCUCAAUCUGAUUUGCUACAGCUGACGUUGA